Messenger RNA from Adelges cooleyi (spruce gall adelgid), 2281 nucleotides. RefSeq names its product arylsulfatase B-like. The transcript is spliced from 8 exons. The record is from RefSeq and is a predicted model, not a curated record. Bases 277 to 2019 code for a protein of 580 amino acids. NCBI's taxonomy places the organism in Eukaryota, Metazoa, Arthropoda, Insecta, Hemiptera, Adelgidae.
GGUGUUGGAGAAUUAUAAUAUGUUAUUUACAACUAAGUACUAACGCACUCGUCUCGGGACGAUAUAGUCUGAUGCCCGGUGUAAACGAAUAAAGACAUUUUAAAUAGUGUUGCUGAAAUCUUGUGUAAAAAUAAAAUUCAAUUGGAUAUUAAUGUUAAUCAAUUAUUCGUUUAUUGUAUUGUCUUGUGAGUCGUGUACUUAGAGUAAAGCGAAGUGUAAUACCUAGUUUUUUUUUCAAGUUACAACACAAAUAUAUAUUUUAUUAACAUUACCACGAUGAUCACCCGACAUACUCGUAGCUUUGUUCUGUGCUUUUGUUUUUUAUUGUCGGCAGCGAUUCAUUUAGUCGGUGGAGAUAAUAAUAAUUUUCUUAACGAUCGACGCCAACCUCAUAUCGUGUUCGUGAUUGCCGACGACUUGGGUUGGAACGAUGUCGGGUUUCACGGUUCGAAUCAGAUACGGACACCGAACAUUGAUGCUCUUGCCUACGACGGUAUAGUACUGAAUAGACAUUAUAGUCAGUCGUUGUGUACUCCAUCUCGGGCCGCCUUGCUCACCGGAAAAUAUCCAAUUCGUACAGGAAUGCAGCACAACGUUAUACUCGAACCGGAACCGUGGGGCCUUCCUCUGCGGGAAACGCUGUUACCGGAACGACUUAGAGACUUGGGAUACACUUGCCGGGCUGUCGGUAAAUGGCAUCUGGGAUUCCACAAGAAGGCGUACACCCCGACGUACAGGGGUUUCCAGAGCUUCUAUGGCUUGUGGAACGGUCACCAAGACUACUACACGCAUACGGUUCAAGCGACGUUUGCAUCGUUCGAGGGAUUCGACAUGAGGCGAGACUUACAACCAGACUGGUCGUCGGCGGGCAAGUAUUCUACUCAUCUGUUCACCGAAGAAGCCGUCGACAUAAUACACGGUCAUAACAGCACAGCCGGUCCUCUGUUCUUAUACGUCGCUCAUUUAGCUCCACACGCUGGUCCCUACGCGGAUCCUCUGCAAGCUCCGCCCGAGGUCAUCAGCCAAUUCGAUUACAUCAAAGACAAGAACCGACAAAAAUACGCAGCUAUGGUAAAGGCCUUGGACGACUCGGUAGGCAAAAUAGUAGACACUCUCCGAGCCAAAGAAAUGCUUGACAAUACCGUGCUGGUGUUCGUGUCGGACAACGGAGCGCCCACCAAUGGCAUGCACAGAAACCACGGGUCUAAUUGGCCUCUGAAAGGAGAAAAAGGUACACCGUGGGAGGGAGCCGUUAGGACGGCUGCGUUUGUAUGGAGCCGCUUGUUGUCAAAUAGGAGACGCGUAUCCCGAGGACUCAUGCACAUUACCGAUUGGAUGCCUACUCUUUAUCGGGCUGCAGGUGGCGAUCCGGAAGAACUGGAUAUCGACGGCAUCGACAUGUGGGACCUGUGGGCGAACGGUGCUAGUGACGGGAAAUGGCCGAGAAAACACUUGGUGCAAAACAUCGACGAUGUGUCCGGGUAUUCCGCCAUAAGAGAUUCCAACUAUAAGUACAUCAAUGGCAGUACGUUCCUGGGAUUCCUGGACUAUUGGUCCGGGGAACCUGACGAGUCGAACGGCGAUAAUUACCGGUAUGAAGACGCGGUAUUGAACAGUACGGUCGGUCGGAUACUGUUGUCGUCAGAUGUUGGCAAUGACAGAGUCGCUCAUGGCCGGUUGUUGUCGCCCGCCACGAUCCGGAACCUCCGGGAAGAGUCCAGGGUGAAGUGUGGACAUUUCCGUAAAGAGGCGAGACCGUGUCUACCGUUGAAAAAACCGUGUCUGUUCAACGUGGAAAAAGACCCGUGCGAACUGGUCAACUUGAAUUUCGGUCCCGACGACAAAACCGGCAAGCUGGUCAGAGCGAAAAUCCAACACUUCGAACGGCUGUUGCAGGAAUACCGUAGGACGGCGUUGGUACCGCCUGGAAACAGAAGAGCUGCAGGCAAGGCGGCCGACCCUAGAUUGCAUAACGGCACGUGGUCUAGCUGGGAAGACCAAGACCAACAAAUUUAUUAACGGCGGUAGUCGAGUGUCCCCCGACGAAACUAGUCUUCUUUUCUUUUUUUUAAGGACCGUAUUCAAACAACUUCAGUGACAGGAGAACAAAUAAAGAACAUAUUUAUUAAUCAUGCGCCCCGCUUACAUCAGUAUGGGUACAUCACUAUUACCAACAUAGCACAACUUUGUAUCCAUUCAAUAAAGUCCUGUACAAAUCGUACAUAUAUAAGAAUUAUUAUAUUUCGUAGCAUUAAAAUAUAUUUAAUUUUAAUAAAAUACA